Manihot esculenta (cassava) is the source of this 666-nucleotide messenger RNA. RefSeq names its product cysteine-rich PDZ-binding protein. The transcript is spliced from 4 exons. Gene Ontology annotation, molecular function: microtubule binding. Lineage: Eukaryota; Viridiplantae; Streptophyta; Magnoliopsida; Malpighiales; Euphorbiaceae. The record is from RefSeq and is a predicted model, not a curated record. The coding region runs from base 143 to 418 and encodes 91 amino acids. Gene Ontology annotation, biological process: cytoplasmic microtubule organization.
UCCGAGGAAAGGAUAUUUUGGUAAAUUCAUUCGGUCAAACAAAAACCUUCAAAAAUCAGGUGUCGAUCUGUCUUGGCCCCUUUUUGUUUUUGAGACUCAAAAGAGUCCCAAUUAGGGUUGCUAUUGUGCCAGAACAGAAACAAUGGUUUGCGAGAAGUGCGAGAAGAAGUUAUCGAAGGUGAUAGUACCAGAUAAGUGGAAGGAAGGAGCUAGCAAUACCACCGAAGGCGGUGGUCGUAAGAUCAACGAGAACAAACUCCUCUCUAAGAAGAAAAGAUGGACUCCUUAUGGAAAUACAAAGUGCAUGAUUUGCAAGCAGCAAGUACACCAAGAUGCCAAGUACUGCCACACCUGUGCCUAUACCAAAGGUGGUAUAGUUGAUGUGCUGAACUGCUGGGGUUUGUGCAAUGUGUGGUAAGCAAGUACUUGAUUUAAAGCUUUACAAGCAAAGCAAUGUAUAAUUCAAAGCAGAUGCUAUUUGGCAUGUUGAAGUAGACCUAAUGGUUUAGGGACUCUUGACUGUUUCAAGCUCAGUUGAUCACUAUCAUUAACUUGCAGUAUUGAAACUGGGGCUGUAAAGUUCACCAACUGUUAUGUAAUGUAGUGGCAUGCUUUGUACGUUUAAUUCUUCCUGGGUAAUGAAAUAUGAUGGUAAUAACUUCUCUA